Babesia sp. Xinjiang is the source of this 555-nucleotide messenger RNA. RefSeq names its product Trafficking protein particle complex subunit 1 (gene trappc1-1). The transcript is spliced from 2 exons. Gene Ontology annotation, cellular component: TRAPP complex. The record is from RefSeq and is a predicted model, not a curated record. Gene Ontology annotation, biological process: endoplasmic reticulum to Golgi vesicle-mediated transport. NCBI's taxonomy places the organism in Eukaryota, Apicomplexa, Aconoidasida, Piroplasmida, Babesiidae. The coding region runs from base 1 to 555 and encodes 184 amino acids.
AUGGGAGAACUCCAUAGUUUCCAUAUAUUUUUUCGAGAGUCGUGUAUUCACCGAUAUUUGUGUAGCUCAGCAGCAGUUACUGCUGUGAAGCAUUGUACAGCGUUUGAUCACGGUAGAGAGAAAAAUGCGGCCGAGAUAUCAAGUUCAAAUGAAGAUGGCGCCCCGACUUCUGAUGCAGCUGUCACUGAGGAGUUGGCUAAGUACAAUAUACAAUAUGAAAAGUUACUUAUCGGUUUUAUCUCUGGUCUGACAUCAUUCUGCAAGACAAUACACUUGACUAACGAGUUGGAACGAACUGAAGGGCUAUCAGUUUCAUAUUUCAAUGUUUGCUCAACUUCCAACUUCAAAAUACACUAUUUUGAAACGGUCACAGGGUACAAAUUGGUUUGUAUCACGUCACCCGAGGUACCAAGUCUCGAGUUGACAUUAAAUGCUAUUUAUACAGAUCUAAUCGUGAAAAUGGUGAUUUCAAAUCCACUAUACACAAUUGGCGGCAUGAUUUCAUGCCCGCAAUUUAAAGAAAUAGUAGCUAAAACGCUACUUGCUAACAUGUAA